Panonychus citri (citrus red mite) is the source of this 1077-nucleotide messenger RNA. RefSeq names its product histone-lysine N-methyltransferase SETMAR-like. Bases 1 to 1077 code for a protein of 358 amino acids. Gene Ontology annotation, molecular function: nucleic acid binding. The transcript is spliced from 2 exons. Lineage: Eukaryota; Metazoa; Arthropoda; Arachnida; Trombidiformes; Tetranychidae. The record is from RefSeq and is a predicted model, not a curated record.
AUGGCCGAUUCUGACCAAGUUAGAGAAGCUGCUGAUAGUGUCAUGGCGUCAAUUGAACAUCGAGCUUUUUUGAAAGUGCUUGCGCGUAAUAACUGGACUAAUCAUCAAAUCAAUUCGGAAAUGGUAAAUGCUUUUCAGGGUGCGUGCCCUAGUGUCCCUACAAUGAAUAGGUGGAUCCGCGAGUUUAGGUGUGGUCGGGAAGACCUUAAUAAUCAAACGCAAAGAGAAGGUAGCCUCCAAAUUGAUUACUCAAAAUUGGUCCACCCUGUACGUGCUGCGAUUGAGAAUGAUCGAAAUAUUUCAAUUGAUAAUCUUGCAGCAAUGUUCAAGGUAUCAUAUGGUACUAUGCAUCAUAUUGUUAAGGACCUGUUAGGUAUGAGAAAGUUGACCCCAAGGAAAGUGCCUCAUGAUUUGUCCCAAGCCCAAAAAGACAAACGUGUUGAGAUUUGUAAAAGAGCUUUGGAGUUCCUUGAGCAGGUCGGAACUAAGUUUUUCGAUUAUGUUUUCACUAUGGACGAGACUUGGGUCUCUGUUUACUCCCCUGAAUCAAGAACUGAGUCCCUAGAGUGGGUAUCUGACCCGAAAGAGCUGUCCGAAAGGUCAACUAGCGACAAAAGAGACCCAAAGAUUAUGGCUUGUGUUUUUUGGUCAGCAGAUGGUAUAAUCACUACUUUUUGGCUUCCACAAGGUACAACAGUUAAUGCUGAACUAUAUAGAAGUCAAUUGAAAGAAGUUGACCCACUGGUCAGACGCGCAAGGGGAAAGAAACCACUUUUCCUCCAAGACAAUGCGAGGCCUCAUAAAGCCAAGGAUACGAUGGAGUUUAUCAAGGAAUUAGGCUGGUUUGCAAUUGAACACCCCCCAUAUUCACCUGACCUAGCCCCUUCUGAUUAUUUUUUGUUCAAAAAUUUGAAACAAUUUCUACGCGGGAAACGCUAUCCAUCGGUUGAAGCCGUCAAGACGGCUGUAACUGAGUUUUUUUAUUCUAAGCCGCCAUCUUGGUUUAGGGCGGGGCUAGAAGCUCUUCCUUCUCGCUGGCAGAAAUGUAUUGAUCCCGAAGGCAAUUACUUCAGUUAA